AUGUCCAAAUCAACAAAUAAGAAAAUGCAGGAGGAAAAAUCUUCUUUGGAGAAGCAACAAGAACAGGACGAUGAAUUAAUUGAUGAAGAAACUCGUGAUAAGAGAAAGAGGAUUGCCACCUUUCUACACAAUUUCGGUCCGAUUGUUUCCGUCAUCAUUUCCUUUGCCUUGUAUUAUGUUGUAUUUAAAAGUAAUUGGAUUGGUAGUCAAUCACAGCAGAAUGGCAAUGAAAAAACCCUUUCCCUCAUGAUAUUAAAUGCUAGAAUUUGGACAGGCGAUCGAAUGAAAUUGGAAAAUGUGCCAAAAGCAUCAAGAACAAAGGGAGAAAAGAAUAUUCCAAUCAAGUGGGCUGAAGCUCUUGCUGUCCAUAAGGAUACUGGAAGGAUUAUUGCUAUUGGAAGUAAUAGUGACAUAUUGUCACGAUUUACAACAUCAAUGGCUGAAACAGUUUUGGAUUUUAAACAAAAAUCGAGUGAUGAAGUUAAUACUCCAUUGAUAGUUCCUGGAUUUAUCGAUUCACAUGCACACGUAAUUUUGGGUGGAAAAUCAAUGCUCGGAGUUCAAUUGAGAAAUGCAAAGAGUAAGGAUGAAUUUAUUGGUGCUGUUAGGAAAUUCAUAGAGGAGAGAAGUGUCAAGGCAGGAGAAUGGAUUACAGGUGCUGAAUGGUCUGAAACUGAGUGGAAUAUUGAGGGUGGCACCAAGUUACCUAACAAGAAUUGGAUUGAUUCAUUCACAUCGAGUAAUCCUGUCUAUCUUUCCAGAAUGGAUGGUCACUCCUGUUUAGUGAAUAGUAAAGCAAUGGAAUUGGCAAAUAUUACCAAACAUACUCAAAUUACAGGUGGUUCUGUAGACUUGGAUCCAAUCACAGGUGAACCAACUGGUAUUUUGAGAGAUAGGGCUUUGGACAUUAUUCAAAAGAUUAUUCCACCAACAGAUAACGAACAGGCAGCCAAGCUUGCCAUGGAUGAAAUCUUGAGAAAUGGUAUUACCUCCGUGCACGACAUGGGUUCUGUAUUCAAUUUGGCUAGUUGGGAUCAAGUGAAAACAUUCACAAAACUUCACGAAAAGAAACAACUCAAAGUUAGAAUUUAUGCCUCUGUUGAAUUGGAAACUCAUCAAAAAUUGAAAAAGUACAUUAAGAAUCAAUAUAGUAAGCCAAAAUCAUCUCAUGUCAUUCUCAAUGAUGAAUUCGACUAUAGUUGCUGCUGGACUGAGAAAAGUGGAGGCAGAGCUGGUGAUGAAUGGUUCAAGAUUGGAGCUCUCAAAGAAUUUAUGGAUGGCUCAUUAGGUUCAAAGACAGCCUACAUGUUUGAACCAUUCGAAGGUACUGAAAAUAAUACUGGUCUAUUGGUUGUUGAUCCAGAGGUUUUCUAUCAACGUGUGAAAGAAGCUGAUGCCAAUCAUCAUCAAGUGAUUGUUCAUGCCAUUGGUGAUAAAGCAAUUUCGAUUUUAUUGGAUACCUAUGAAAGAGUCAUUAAUGAAUCCAAUGAUAAGACCAGAGAUAGAAGAUUCAGAGUUGAACAUGCACAACAAAUUAGAGAGGAAGAUAUUGAAAGAUUCAAAAAGAACAAUAUUAUUGCCUCCAUGCAACCAAUCCAUCUCAAGGAUGAUGCACUCUACGCUGAAAGUAUCAUAAGAGAAAGACAAAAACAAUUGUACAAUGUCAGAAAAUUCCUGAAUAAGGGAGUUAAGGUAGCUCUGGGAACUGAUUGGUUUGUUGCUCCUCUCGAUAUUCUCGAUAAUAUCCAUGCAGCUGUCACUAGAAAGCCAUGUCUUUCACCAUUACACGUUGAAAGAAGAAAUGAAGCAAAGAAUCCAAAGAAUUGUAAACCAUUCCUUCCAGAAGAAAAGAUUUCGAUUGAGGAAACACUCAUUGCCUAUACUCAAAAUUCUGCCUAUGCAGGUUUUACUGAACAUGAAGUGGGAACCUUAAAGAAGGGAUAUCUUGGUGAUAUUACCAUACUUUCGAGAAAUAUUUUGGAAUUGGACGAAACAGACGAAAGUGCAUUAGAUUCCAUUACACGCGAAACUAAAAUUUUGAUGACCAUUGUUGGAGGUAAAGUCAUGUAUCAAAACAAUGAAGAAUCCCUUCAAAAACUCUUCGUUAAAAAGUAAAUACAUUUUAAAUAAU
Naegleria gruberi is the source of this 2131-nucleotide messenger RNA. RefSeq names its product amidohydrolase. The transcript has a single exon. Lineage: Eukaryota; Heterolobosea; Eutetramitea; Acrasida; Naegleriidae. Gene Ontology annotation, molecular function: hydrolase activity, acting on carbon-nitrogen (but not peptide) bonds. Bases 1 to 2115 code for a protein of 704 amino acids. The record is from RefSeq and is a predicted model, not a curated record.